This is a messenger RNA of Penaeus chinensis, 563 nucleotides long. RefSeq names its product UPF0389 protein CG9231-like. The transcript is spliced from 3 exons. NCBI's taxonomy places the organism in Eukaryota, Metazoa, Arthropoda, Malacostraca, Decapoda, Penaeidae. Bases 126 to 563 code for a protein of 145 amino acids. The record is from RefSeq and is a predicted model, not a curated record.
UGUACGUGCCAGACGGCAGAUGAGGGUGGCCGAGGGACCCUUCCUCGCGCCGACUGCACCUCAGCGGGGCAUUCAUUCUCGGGAGCUUGAGAAGAAAGGUGUUCAAAGCUAAACGGUGAUAAAACAUGGCGUUGCGAGGAACACUGGCCAGACUGCCUGCUCUGAGGUCUUCGCUUGUGACCACAAGCCCAAGAAUCGUGGCGGUUCCUGCCAGGCAAACCCACAGCACGGAGGAUAGGCUCCAGGUAGCCCCUGCUGCUGGAGCGGUUGUGUGUAGCAGUGCCCUUCCGGUUGGAAAAUUGGGACUGAGAGAUCACCAUAUCAACAGGCUGGAGAAGUAUUUGCUAGUUUGGGGAGGGAAGUACAACAGCAUCACAGAUGUCCCUGACUUGGUGAGCCAAGACACCCUAGAACGCGCCCGUAACAAGGCAAGAAUCAAGAUCAACAUCUGGAUGGGCGUCGCCACCCUGCUCGGCUGUGUGUACAUGAUCUGGUCGGGCAAGAAGGCCCACCAGGAGGGCCAGUCUCUCCUGGCCAUGAACGCGGAGUGGCACAGGAGGUGA